AUGGAGCCAAAGACUCCAGUCCUAAGUGAUAGUGAAAAUAAUAGAAGUGAUAGUGAAAGUAAUAGCAGUGACAGUGAUAAUAAUAGAAGUGAUAGUGAUGAUAAUAGCAGUGACACAGUGAUAAGCAGUGAUACUGAAAAUAAUAGCAGUGAUAGUGCUAAUAAUAGCAGUGAUAGUAAAAAUAAUAGAAGUGAUAGUAAUAAUAAUAGCAAUGAUAGUGAAAAU
This is a messenger RNA of Astyanax mexicanus (Mexican tetra), 225 nucleotides long. Its product is annotated as aspartate and serine-rich protein-like. The record is from RefSeq and is a predicted model, not a curated record. The transcript has 4 exons. NCBI's taxonomy places the organism in Eukaryota, Metazoa, Chordata, Actinopteri, Characiformes, Acestrorhamphidae. The annotation marks the transcript as partial.